This is a messenger RNA of Olea europaea var. sylvestris, 826 nucleotides long. RefSeq lists its product as uncharacterized. The record is from RefSeq and is a predicted model, not a curated record. Lineage: Eukaryota; Viridiplantae; Streptophyta; Magnoliopsida; Lamiales; Oleaceae. Bases 207 to 683 code for a protein of 158 amino acids. The transcript is spliced from 2 exons.
UCUCUCAUGGUUCAUCUUUGGUUGAGCAAAUAAGACAAUUAGAGUUCACACAAGUCAAAGCAAUCCACAAACCUAGAUUCAUUUGUGAAAACAAGUCCAUGAACCUUCUCUUUCCAAUGAAAGCCACUGUCCACGUGAUCUUGCUUGGAGAUUUGUUUAUCAUCUAGUUUAACCUCCCUCUUCUGUCCCUCCCUCCCUCACUUUCCAUGAUGAACACCAUUAGAUGCUGUAUAUCUUGCAUUCUACCCUGUGGUGUCCUUGACGUGAUUCGAAUAGUCCAUGCUAAUGGUCAGGUUGAAGAGAUAAGUGGCAGCAAUUUUAAAGCAGAAGAGAUCAUGAAAUUACAUCCAAAUCAUGUACUAACGAAAACUUCAUCGCCCACCGGUGAAGGGAUUUGCCCAAAGAUUGUUGAAGUUCCUCCUGAUGCAGAACUUCAACGAGGGAAGAUUUACUUCCUGAUGCCAGUGCCAGGAAAAACUCGAUCAAGAUCAUCAACAAAGAGGAAAAAGAAAGAGUCCCAAGUUACUAUUGAGAAGAACAACAACGUUAUCGUCAUGUCUGAUAAAUACUUGAGUGAUAUUCUUAAAGAGAAGGUAUCGACACAAAGGGAUCGAAGAAGAGGGCGUGUUGGCAUAUGGAGACCUCACUUAGAGAGCAUUUCUGAGACACCAACGGAAGCUUAAAUGGAUCCGUUUGAUUGCAAAGAUGGAAUUGAACUAUCAAGAAAGCGAAUUUCAGGGAAUUGUAUUGCCUAUAAUUGUUUUUCUGGGAAUUGUAAAUUAUUGUGUUUGAUUGGUAUAAUUUUUCACGUGGAAAAUUUUGAAAU